Molecule: messenger RNA, 345 nt
Organism: Rodentolepis nana
Lineage: Eukaryota; Metazoa; Platyhelminthes; Cestoda; Cyclophyllidea; Hymenolepididae
Source: the annotation of a GenBank genome assembly
AUGGCUGGACAACCGAUCAUUGCACCUCCGGUUCAUGAAGAAGUGGUCCCAAUAGUUGUUGAUGAUGACAAUCGUACUGAAAUGACCGAGGAAGAGAAGGCUAAACGCAAGGAGUUUGAGCGCAAACGAAAAGAAGUAGCAACACCAGGUGGUUUGGAUAUCAAGGCUGUCUUGGGUCGCCGUAUCUCAAUGCCUAGUAACGAGGACGAAGAUGAAGACGAUGGCAAUACUGGUCAUGACUGUGAGACUGAGGAGGCCUCCGAUUCUAACCAGAAAAGCAAUUCCACAAACCCUCUCUCCAAAGAGCCCACAAAUCCAGUUAAAUGUGAGAAAGAACAAUCAUAA